AUGAUUCAAGGCGCAAAAGAGACACAAGGGGCUGCCCCCGAAGCGGCAGGAGCAGCAGUGGCAGAAUCAGCAGCUGUGGAGCUGCCUCUGCUGCUGAUCGCAGUGUCGCCUGCAGCAGCAGCUGAAGUCUCUCCGUGGGGAGGCAAUGUGCUGCUGCAGCACCUCGCACUGCACCUUCUGCAGCAGCUGGGGUCUGUCCCUGUGAAGGAGACGGCAGAAGAGUCACUUGACAAGACAAGCGAUUGUGAGGCAAUACACGUCGCCUCGUGGAGAUGCUGCAUCCGCAACAAGUACUACUCUGCCCCUCUGAGGGCUGUAAUGCUGCAACUGCCUCUGCAGCAGCAGAAGCAGCAUCAGCCGCAGGUGAAGCAACAGCGUGCAGGAACUUACUCUACGGGUGAGGAGAGUGCUGCUACAACGGAGGGGAUUCCCCCAAGCGAAAAGGAGACACUGGGGGGUGUACAGAGAGCUAGUAGCUUCUCCCUCCCGCCAGAAGCGGUUGUCUUUGUCUGCAGCAAAAGUGAAAGAGACAAGCUGCUUGCAGCGCGACGCCUUCUAGAGGGAGAGUGGGGAGACAGUUGCAGUAGCAGGAGCAAGCUGCUGCAGCCGCUGCAGUGCAUGCUCUCCACGCCCCUCGCCGAAGAAAAACAGCAGCAGCAGCAAUACCGGCACCAGCAGACGAGAGGGGAGGACGAGGUGGGAGACACGGAUAACUGGUGGGUCCGAGACGUUCCCCUCAAAUUCAUUCUGUUCGUACACUGCAGCAGCAGCAAUAGCAUCAGCACCUGGGGCUGCGACCGAUGCAGCAGAGGUACCGCUGUCUUGGCAGGGAGGGGGGAGACAGAAGUUUGGGUUUUUCUAGGCGACGUAUUUAUAGAAGGCAUUGAACUGUGCCUAAGCCCCAAGGCUGGAGCUUCUGCUGCUUCUGAUGCUGCUCCUGCUUCUGAUACGGCUUCUGCUGAGGCUGCUGCUGCUGCUGCUGUACCGCAACGGCAGCAGCGGCGGCUGUGUGUUGUUGCCGAAGCGCUGCAGUGUCAUCUGUGGCCCGGCAUGAAGAAAUGCAACUCGCAAUCGAACAGCAGCGGCCGUGAAUCGGGCAGCAGCAGCAACAGCAACAGCAGCAGCAACUGCAACAGCAGCAACAGCAACAGCAGCAACGGAAACAGCAGCAUCAGCAUGGGGGGAGAAGGAGGGCAGCCAUCAGAGCAGCAGCAGGUGGAUGGUGCGUCUGGUGCUGCUGUACAUGCGGGGCCUCGUGAGAAGACAACAGUGUCUGCAGCACCAGCGGCAGUAGCAGCACCAGCAUCGGCAGAGGCAGAGAUGGAAGAGUGGGAUGCUCUUGCUGCAGCAAUGCUGCAUCUCAAGCACAAGGGGCCUUCUGUCUCCUCGCAAGGACGACGGGAUAAAGCCAUGUACCUUGCCUCCCAGCUGGCUGCCCUCUGCCGCUGCGACGAUGAUUAG
Eimeria maxima is the source of this 1461-nucleotide messenger RNA. RefSeq lists its product as hypothetical. The record is from RefSeq and is a predicted model, not a curated record. NCBI's taxonomy places the organism in Eukaryota, Apicomplexa, Conoidasida, Eucoccidiorida, Eimeriidae. The coding region runs from base 1 to 1461 and encodes 486 amino acids. The transcript has a single exon.